Messenger RNA from Apis florea (little honeybee), 1873 nucleotides. RefSeq names its product suppressor of white-apricot (gene su(w[a])). Gene Ontology annotation, molecular function: RNA binding. The record is from RefSeq and is a predicted model, not a curated record. Gene Ontology annotation, biological process: mRNA 5'-splice site recognition; RNA processing. NCBI's taxonomy places the organism in Eukaryota, Metazoa, Arthropoda, Insecta, Hymenoptera, Apidae.
AGCUACAAUGCUUAUUCAAACACGGUUACGGGGACAGGGACGAUGACGGCGGGAGCGGGGACAGGGAUGGCUACGACAGCAAUCACACCUGUACAAUAUUCCCAUGGGCCGGUGAUAUACGGGCCAAACGGACAGAUACAAUCACCGUUACAAAUCACCGUAGCGAAUAUACUGCCAUCUGCGAACGAAAUGGGCACGUCGCAAAUCACGACGAACGAAACUCAGCUACCGUUGGUACCGUACGGAUCCACGUCUCAGAAACAAUUGAGCAGACCCUCCUUCAUCGUUCCACCGGCGGAUGUGCAAAUAAUUAUCGACAAAAUGGCGAGUUACGUUGCGAAAAAUGGUAGGGAUUUCGAGGCGAUCGUGAAAAACAAAGGAGACCCAAGAUUCAAUUUUCUCGAAUUGUCGCACCAGUAUCACGGUUAUUACGCGCAUAAGUUGACGAUAUACGAGGGUGCGGUGAAUCCGAAGGUAUUGACGGAGGAGGAGUUGUUGCAGAAACAGGAGCCGCAGGAGGAGAAGCAAAAGAAGUUGGAGGAAUUGCAGAAGAAGCAGCAGAGGAUGGAAGAGGUUCAGAAGAGAGUGAAGAUGAUACAAGCGAAAAAGAAGUGCGAGCCCAAGUUGAAAGAAACGACGAUAUCGACGGCGACGGGCACCGCUACGGCGUUGGCAACGGGGGCAGGGGCGGGGACGACGGCGGCAACGACCACGACGACGAUGUCGACGAGCACGACGACGACAACGACGACGAUGUCGACGACGACAACGACAACGACGACCACCACCACCACGACGACGAUGAUGGCAACGACAACGGCCACGAUGACUACAACCACAACUAUGACGACCAUGUCGACCAUGUCACCAAAGAUGACCACGACGAUGAUUAUGACGACGACCACGACCACGAUGACGACGACAGCGGCAAUGGCUGCCACGACGACGACGACGACGACGACGACGACGACGACGACGACAGCAGCGGCAACGACGAGCGCAGAGGGUGUAAAACAGAUAACGACGGUGUCGUUCUCGAUAAAGAAGCCAAAGGACGGAGAGACGGGGGUGAUCGAGAAGCGAAACGCGCUUUUACUGGAGGAGAGCGACGAGGAUAUGGAGGAGGAGAGCAAGGAGAGCAAUUCGAAGCCGAGCUCGCCCCAAGAUUCGAACGAGCAGUGUUCCCUGCUCGUUCUCGGGACGUCGGUGGAGAAGGAGGUGGUCGGUGGAGGGUGGAAGCCGGAGAAAAAGUGGAAAAACGAGGAGAAGGAGUUGGUAGAUCUUACGGACGAGAUUCUGGAGGAUUGUCAGAAGGAGAUUAGGCACAAACAGGCCUCGGAAGAUAGAAUAAAGGAUAAAUUGGUCGCGGCGGCGCGUGAUAAAUUGGCGGCCACCUCGAGGGAGAGGCAGCUUCAGUUGGAGAGGAAGAAGAAAGCGGCCGCGUUUUUGAGCCAGAUACAAAGCAGCGGUUUACCAAAGGGGGCAACGGCGACUAAUGCAAAUCAGUUAGGGACGAGGAAAGACGAUUCGGACGAAGUGCAUUCCGUUCCGUCGCCAUCCCCCUCGCCCUCGUUGGAAGACGCAAAAUCUUCCUGCGACUCGAGGAGCACGGGUGGAAAUUCUUCUUUAAUGGACAGAUUGAAGAGCGCCGAUUUGACCGGGAAAAGGUCUAGGCCGCGAUCGAGGAGUCCGAGUGGAAGUCGAAGUUACACAGAUAGGCAAAAGUUUCACAAGAAACAUAAAAAGAAGAAAAGUUCUCACAGAAGGUAACGCGACUUUUUCGAUCGAUUUAGAUCACGUGUAACACUUACGUUCGACGCGACGUAGCGACGACGCGAUCAUUAUCACUUGGUUAAUUACUCGACUCUCUCUC